AUUUACUGUGUGCACGAUUUCGCUGUAAACAGUCGCCCUGGAUUUCUCAGAUCCAGGUUUGGGAGGCGGGGAAGCUGAACCUCGCGGAAAUGGUGAAAGCUGUGGUCGGAGAAGAAACCCAACUCAAGUUGGCGGAUGAUCGUCUCUUCGAAUCUGGUGUGCCUGCGCAGGUGGGUCUCGUUAUAGGAAAGCUUAAUGGUGGUUUAGACCGAGGAUUUGUAUUCGAUUUGAUUCCUACGCCACCCAACGAUGCCGGUGAACAGGCUUGUCGGCUCCCUGAGAGUGGCAGAGAUGACAAGAAGGGCUCAAAGAAGAAAUCUCAGGCGGAAUCUUCACCUUUGGUGAUCGACGUGGAUUGGGUUGCUGAACACGCUCGUCAGGUCUCCAAAAUGCUACUAGGUGGCAUGAAUGUGGUUGGAUUAUAUGUCUGGGCUUCUGAGAACUCAUUCAAGGCUUCUAACCUAGUACUUUAUCAGACUGUCAAGGCAGUUGCAGAGGCAGCACCUUUUUAUGACAGUCGUUUGGAUGAGAGGAUCCUCAUUCAUAUUUCUUAUAGUCCAAGGAGGUGGAACUGCAGAAAUUGCUCUCUGGGUUCAAGUAUUUCAUCAAGCAGUCUACGGCCUUGUGAUUUCAAAAUGGGAAGGGUAUUAGCUUCCCUUCAGACAUUUAGAUGCAUGUACAACUUUUGCAUAAGACUGCCAAUUUUUCGUGAGGAUGCAUCAAGUACCAUCACAUUUAGAGAUGUUCUCUACAGUGGACUUCUAACUCAUGCCCAAGAGCUGAAAGGUGCUAAGCCUGUAAUUGAUGGAACGUUGGUUGCUGAUGAUGAGAUGAGCAUUUCAGAUGGUGUACAUGUAGUUGAACUGCUUUUUCCUUUCAUGAAGAGUGCACCUGCUGAAGGUUGCUGCCAAAAGGAGGUUGUGGGUGUUCUUGUGUUGACUGGAUCCAUAUGUUCCUUUGCAUACUUGAGCCCGAAGGAACCUGUUUCACAAGCUGUUGAUGAUAUAAAGGGGGAUAUCAUUAUGAGUUUGCGAAACAGAUUGGAUAUCAUCUGUGAUGAGGCGGAAGGAGACAUUAAAGAUUCAACUGUUGAUGGGCAACAAGAAGAAAGCAAUGAGAUAUCAACUGAAAAAUCCAUCCUUCAACUUGUCCUGCAUUUAUUGAGGUUCUGAAAGAUCACUGCAAGGAAUUGAUGUCCAGGGAAGAUCUGAUGGAUGCCUCGACAAUUUUGGAGCUAGAAACAGAAGCCGUGUCAUUAACAACAAAAUCUUUCUGGGAUUUAGUAGCACCCAGUUCUAUACCACAUGGAUCUGAUUGCCAGCCAAAAGGAAAGGAUGGAAUAUAUGCAGCUGGAAAAGAAAGUUGCAGUAAGUCUAUUGCAUCACUUGGUUUCAACACUACUGCCAUUGUAUUUGCCCUACUAUCAAUCUUACUUGGUUUGGUAUUUUUUGUUCUCAAAACUUAGCUUGUAAACUGCAGCUUCAUUUAUAGAGUCAUCAAGUAAUGGAAGAUUCUUUACCAAAAAAAAGUAAUGGAAGAUAUAUUAAGCAAGAAA
Molecule: messenger RNA, 1555 nt
Organism: Macadamia integrifolia
Lineage: Eukaryota; Viridiplantae; Streptophyta; Magnoliopsida; Proteales; Proteaceae
Product: protein odr-4 homolog
Exons: 10
Coding region: 90-1172 (360 amino acids)
Biological process (GO): intracellular protein localization
Cellular component (GO): endomembrane system
Source: RefSeq, a predicted model, not a curated record